AUGGCUUUUCCUUCAGGACAAGCACCAAUGGUGCUGGCGGUGAUGUGGGUGCAAACGAUAUUGACUCUCAUCUUUGUCCUUUUGCGCCUCUACACUAGGCGCAUCCUGCUGCGAAACAUUGGCCCAGACGAUCAUCUCAGUUGGAUUUCAAUGGUACUUUUCAUCUUGUAUACGACUUUCGUCACGGUAGCAGCUUUUCACGGGCUUGGAAAUCACGCCGCAGACAUUACUCUGGAGCAGUUCGCCGAGUCCACAAAAUGGGAGCUCAUGGGCCAGUCAAGCAAUAUCCUCGCCAUUGCCACGAGUAAAUGCUCGGUGGCCAUUUUCCUGGUCCGAAUUGUCGUCCAGGACUGGCACAAGUGGGCGCUGCACUUUUGCAUCUGGAGCACCGUCUUUGUGUGUGUGUCGUGUAUCAUAUUGAUGUAUACGCAAUGCACACCUGUACAUGGCAUCUGGGAUCCAAGGGUGACCGACACUGUUUGCCAUAUCAACUUUACGGCGGACGCCAUCUUCUCUGGAUCAUAUACUGCUGCGAUGGAUUUCUUCUUGGCCAUUUUCCCUUGGUUCAUUCUGUGGAAUCUCAACAUGAAGCGCAAGGAACGACUCACAGUCUCGAUUGGACUGUCACUGGGAAUCAUUGCCGGUAUCUGCGGUAUUGUCAGAGCCGUAGAGCUAGAAGCCAUUGAUUCCAAGGCUGAUUACCCAUAUGUCACCGUUCCUAUCCUCAUAUGGGGCUCGAGCGAACUAAUGGUCUGCAUCCUCUGCGCCACAAUUCCGGUGCUGCGACCAUUCUACAAGCACGUGACGGGCCGCGGAAGCUCUACUGACCCAUACUCUAAUAAAAAUUAUGGAUCGCAAGGUCCCAAUGGUAGCAAUUGGCAGGAGCUGGAACCCACGAGCAGAACCAAGAACGCGACUGAGUCGGUCACGUGGAAAAGUCGAAAUGCUGCGACAGUCAAGGGCGACAACGCGAGUGACGAGAGUGCUCUGUUUCAGUCGGAUGAUGCAGACACCCGCAAAUUUGCGGGCGGUAUCAAGAGAACGACUGAAGUAAAUGUUUCAUAUGCAUAA
Messenger RNA from Pestalotiopsis fici W106-1, 1071 nucleotides. RefSeq lists its product as uncharacterized. The transcript is spliced from 5 exons. Bases 1 to 1071 code for a protein of 356 amino acids. The record is from RefSeq and is a predicted model, not a curated record. Lineage: Eukaryota; Fungi; Ascomycota; Sordariomycetes; Amphisphaeriales; Sporocadaceae.